CCCGCCGCCCGCUCCGCUCCCCUGCCCGGCUCGCCGGCCCCGGGCGCGGGGGAGCGGCGGAGCCCGGUGCCUGCCGGGUGCAUGGACAGGAGCUCCCUGCUGCAGCUCAUCCAGGAGCAGCUUGACCCUGAGAACACCGGUUUCAUCGGCGUGGAGACGUUUGCCAGCCUCGUGCACAGCCAUGAGCUGCCUUUGGAUCCUGCCAAGCUGGACAUGCUGGUGGCUCUGGCACAGGGCAAUGAUGAAGGGCAGGUCUGCUAUCAGGAGCUGGUAGACCUGAUCAGCAGCAAGCGCUCAAGCAGCUUCAAACGUGCCAUCGCCAAUGGGCAGCGAGCCCUGCCCCGGGAUGGGCUCCUCGAUGAGACUGGGCUGGGCUUCUACAAGCGUUUCGUUCGCUACGUGGCCUAUGAGAUCCUGCCCUGUGAGAUGGACCGGCGCUGGUACUUCUACCAGCACCGCACGUGCCCCCCACCUGUCUUCAUGGCAGCUGUCACCCUCACCCAGAUCAUCGUGUUCCUGUGCUAUGGGGCCCGGCUAAACAAGUGGGUGCUGCAAACCUAUCACCCCGAGUAUAUGAAGAGCCCCCUGGUCUACCACCCCGGGCACCGCGCCCGCGCCUGGCGCUUCCUCACCUACAUGUUCAUGCACGUGGGGCUGGAGCAGCUAGGGUUCAAUGCCCUCCUGCAGCUGAUGAUUGGGGUGCCCCUGGAGAUGGUGCACGGCAUCCUGCGCAUCAGCUUCCUCUACCUGGCCGGUGUCCUUGCAGGGUCCCUCACCGUCUCCAUCACGGACAUGCGGGCACCUCUGGUCGGAGGCUCAGGUGGGGUGUAUGCACUCUGCUCGGCGCAUCUCGCCAACGUCGUCAUGAACUGGGCCGGGAUGCGUUGCCCCUACAAACUGCUGCGCAUGGUGCUGGCGCUGGUGUGCAUGAGCUCGGAGGUGGGACGAGCCGUGUGGCUCCGCUUCUCGCCGCCGCUGCCAGCCUCGGGUCCGCAGCCCAGCUUCAUGGCACACCUGGCGGGGGCCAUCGUGGGCAUCAGCAUGGGGCUGACCAUCCUGCGCAGCUACGAGGAGAGCCUGCGGGACCAGUGCGGCUGGUGGGUGGUGCUGCUCUCUUACGGCACCUUCCUGCUUUUCGCCGUCUUCUGGAACAUCUUCGCCUACGACCUCCUGGGGGCACAAAUCCCCCCCCCGCCCUAAGGACACCCCCCGCCCCCUUUGUCGUCCCUAUAGAUGCCCUUUUUCUAGCGAUGGCCAAAGGCCCGGCGGAGGGGGGGGGGUCCCCGCGCGGCACAUGGGGACGCGUUGCCCCCUCGGUGCUAGCGACCGCGCUGGGCCCCUCCGUGCCCCCCCCCCGCCUUGUGAAGGAUGCUUCAGCCCCGUCAGCACAGAGCCCCACCCUGGGAAUGGCCCCCGCAGCCCCUUCCCGGGCUCCCCGAAAAUCUGUGUCCCCUCUCCUCCCCCCCCAUCCCGGGAAUAACGGGGCCCAACGCGGAGCCAUUUAUUUUUCUAUGCC
Messenger RNA from Lagopus muta (rock ptarmigan), 1516 nucleotides. It is a transcript of the gene RHBDL1, whose product is annotated as rhomboid like 1. The record is from RefSeq and is a predicted model, not a curated record. Gene Ontology annotation, cellular component: membrane. The transcript has 8 exons. The coding region runs from base 82 to 1200 and encodes 372 amino acids. Gene Ontology annotation, molecular function: serine-type endopeptidase activity. Lineage: Eukaryota; Metazoa; Chordata; Aves; Galliformes; Phasianidae.